This is a messenger RNA of Pecten maximus, 1091 nucleotides long. RefSeq lists its product as uncharacterized. Bases 238 to 855 code for a protein of 205 amino acids. The transcript has 3 exons. The record is from RefSeq and is a predicted model, not a curated record. Lineage: Eukaryota; Metazoa; Mollusca; Bivalvia; Pectinida; Pectinidae.
UAGAACGACGUAUAAACCUUGUUGCACUUACAGACACACAUAUAUGAAUGCUCAAAAUAAGAAACUUGCCGUGUAGUUGUAGGACUACACUGAUGCAUGUUGUGGCCAUAAUCACAGCUGACAAGUCCUUCCCAUUGGGAAAAAUUGUAAGCAAAUAAAUUUCGUAAAAGGCAGAUAAAUAACGUGUCGUUCUGAGAUUUCUGGAAGGAGGGGCGACAGUUAUCUUCGAGGAUCCUCAUGUUUUGGCGGCGUGCAUAUUUAGAUACACUCAUUCUGAGACCCGUUAUAAUGAGCGUGUGUAUUGUCAUACUGGGACAGAACAUCGGGCAAGCACAAGGACUGAAGUGUAUGAAGUGCAUCAAUAUUGACCUCGAUAAGUCUCCUGCUGGCUUAUUCAUCAACCCAUUUCUCAACUUUAUCCCUGGGAUUAGGAACACAAAGUGUUUGGAACCCUCCUUCAUCUCAGGCAUCGACACCGUCACGUGUCCUCCAAAUCCCGAAUCUGGGUAUCAUGUAUACAGAUGUGGGGCAUACACUGGAACAAUAAAUAUUGCCCUGGAGAAUGGCCUAACAAAUAGUUCUCUUCGUGUGAUCAAUCGACAAUGUGUCUUAAUCUACCAGGGACUGAACUACGGCUGUCAUCCACAGGCAUAUGUCGAGGAGGAUGCGAACGAUUUUCAGAAAAUUUUUGAAAGCCUUGACAAUUUAGGAGUUGUGGAAUUCCAGGGACAUGUCUGUUUGUCUGACGAUGCCGAAGCUGCCCCACAAACCACGUGUAGCAGCCGACGCGCAACUCAAUCCUUAAUGCUCGUCAGUGUUAUUUGUUUUUUGUGUGUAACUUUUAAAAAGUUGUAAAUAAAAAUUAAUUUUAAGGAGCAAAAUCUAUGUUACCUCUCUAAAUGUUCGUCGCAUUUUUACUCUCAUCCUUCUAAGAUUUAAUUUAUUAUCCCAAUUGUAUCUCUUUCUAUGAUAUAAUGAACAGUUAACUUAACCUCAGGUUCCAGACAUACAGUGUGUUAUAGGUUAAACAUUGACAGGUCAUUGACCCCAACAUAAGGUAGAUUCCGUCAAAACGUACAGACCAGUUGGUA